AUGAAGCACAUGCGCCGUCUCGUCCCUCCGACACGGGCUCUUCGCCAGAUCCUCCUCACUCCUCAACCUGCCUUUCGACCUCAGUUCUUCCAACUCAGUCCCCGAAUCAAUGAAGUCCCCUCUCGUUCCUACAGCCCAACUAGUCCUCUCCUCAAAUUUCGUACAAGAGCUACUCCUCGCGCCCUGCCGCAAUACGUCCUCGACGAAGAGAUCGGAGCACAAUAUGUCCAGAUCGUGAAUGAAAACAACAGCCUUGACCCUCCUGUGAGCCUUCGGGAUGCUCUGCGACAAAUCGACCGUUCCAGUCAAACCUUGCAGCAGGUGUCACCGGGUAGUGGGGAUGGGGUGCCGAUUUGCAAGGUUGUAAACAAGUUCGAGCUGCGGGAAAUAGCAAAGGCAAAGGCGAAACCUGCCAAGGAUGGUCUUAAGCAGCUAGAACUGAAUUGGGCCAUUGACGCCCAUGAUCUCUCACAUCGCUUAAAGCAACUCACGAAUUUCCUCGAGAAGGGUCGGAAGGUGGAGCUGAUCUUGACGAGAAAAAAGCACAAGCGAUCGCCUACCGUGGAGGAAGUGAAGAACCUCAUGGACAAGGUGAUGGAGACGGUGCGGGAGGCCAAGGCGAUGCCAGUUAGACCCAUGGAAGGGGAGCCGGGCAAACAUGUGGUGUUGGUGGUGAAGAAGGAUGUUUGA
Messenger RNA from Aspergillus niger, 690 nucleotides. RefSeq lists its product as uncharacterized. Gene Ontology annotation, molecular function: ribosome binding; translation initiation factor activity. Gene Ontology annotation, cellular component: mitochondrion. The record is from RefSeq and is a predicted model, not a curated record. Gene Ontology annotation, biological process: ribosome disassembly; mitochondrial translational initiation. Lineage: Eukaryota; Fungi; Ascomycota; Eurotiomycetes; Eurotiales; Aspergillaceae. The coding region runs from base 1 to 690 and encodes 229 amino acids. The transcript has a single exon.